CCUAAGGAUGAGGGGAGUACUGUAUUCCUGGUCGUACUGUGUAACCUACUAGCUCGACUUGUCACGGAGGCUUUUGCCAAACAAUGAAUUUCUGUCAGAGAAAAUAGUAAGUAGUUAAGAUAAAUAAAAAAAAAAACAAGGAAAAAGACAACCGGGAACAUUGAGGCGUCGCGACAGAAAAUUACGCAGGAUGGGCGAGCGGGCGGACACUGCUUUUAAAACCACUGGAUCCAAGUGGCUGCUGGCUGUCAGUGAAUACUUGGGCUUUCCCCUUGAUCAGGUGAAUUUUAUGGUGUGCCAGCUGUUUGCCCUGGCUGCUGCCUUCUGGUUUCGUCUCUACCUCAGUCCUAGCCAUGCCAAUCCAUUGGUCAGGCACGCUGUGGCCACUCUCCUUGGCAUUGCUUUUCUCAUAUUCUGCUUUGGAUGGUACUCAGCUCACAUCCUAGCAGUAGUGGUAGCAAGCUACUUGAUCAUCAACAAAGCUGACAUCGACAAUGUACACAGGUAUUCCAUGGUGACGGCUAUGGGCUACUUGACACUGUGCCAAGUGAGCAGAGUCUUUAUCUAUAACUAUGGAGUUCUGUCCACUGACUUCUCUGGGCCUCUGAUGAUAGUAACCCAGAAGAUAACCACACUGGCUUUCCAGCUCCACGACGGUAUGUGUAAGAAAGCUGAACAACUGACCCCAGAGCAGAAGCCUCUGGCUAUAAAUGUAAGGCCUUCUCUCAUCGAGUACCUGAGCUACAAUCUGAACUUCCUGAGUGUAUUGGUGGGACCAUGCAGUAACUAUAAGGAAUACAUAGACUUCAUAGAGGGCAGACACAUCAGCAUGAGGCUUAGGCAGCACUCUGGGAUGUGUAAUGGGCAGAACGGUUAUGAUAAGACACCGGAGCCAUCACCACUGAACGCUGUCUGUCGAAAAUUGCUGGUCUGCAGCGGAUGUAUGCUGUUCUUCCUCACAGUGACUCGGUCCUUGCCGAUAAAGUACAACGUGGACCUUCACUUUGUCAGCCAAGCCCCCUUCCUCACAAGGCUUACCUACGCUUUCUUCUCCAUUCAAGCAGCAAGGCCCAAAUUCUACUUCGCCUGGACACUAGCUGAUGCAGUCAACAACGCUGCAGGUUAUGGUUUCUUGGGGAUGGAUGAAAAUGGAAAGCCAUCUUGGGACCUUAUGUGCAACCUCAACAUCCUGGGGAUUGAGACCGCCACAAGCUUUAAGACAUUCAUAGACAACUGGAAUAUUCGAACAGGAAUUUGGCUCAAAACGGUGUGUUAUGACCGAGCCCCCAAACACAGGUUGGCGUUGACCUUUAUCCUGUCUGCCCUGUGGCACGGUGUUUAUCCAGGGUACUAUUUCACCUUCAUCACUGCCAUCCCCAUCACCAUGGCAGCACGAGCUGUACGUAAGUCAGUUCGCCACUACUUCCUGGGCUUCAGAGGCUUGAAGCUAGGUUACGACAUUUUAACUUGGGCUGCCACCCAGCUGGCCAUCUGCUACACCGUUAUGCCUUUUCUACUUCUUGCAGUAGAGCCCACUUUGGUUUAUUACAGGUCUAUGUACUUCCACGUUCACAUCAUCAGCAUUCUGGCUGUGAUCGCCCUGCAUCGGAAACACAAAUCCAGUGAACCCACUGCCACCACCAAAACGUUUUACUCCUCCUCCUCCUCCUCCUCCUCCUCCUCCUCCUCCUCCUCUUUGUGCUAUGCCCAGUGCCAGCCUGUUCACUCUAACAACAAUGACAAAGUAGACUGAAAAUCCCCACUUCACGUUCUUUUACCAGGCUCUCAUUCAAGGGUGAAUAUCCCUUAAGGGCAUUCAGCCAACUUAAAAUGGGAAAACAUUAUUUAAUUUUGGGACAAUACAGAGUUAAGAAAAAACUAUGAUGGUACAUAAUGAUGCAUGACUUGAACCUAUGACACUGGAUGUACAUGGGGAGAGCUGCCAUAUAGUAAGGUUAACAAGAUCAGAAACUGAAUCUGAUUCUAAGAGAACAUAUCAAACACAAGCAAAGCAGGCAGACUGAAAAGAAAAACACUAGCUAAGGGAACGUCUCUGGUACCACCACUACCCCCAGGACGCUGGCCUCCUUCCGCUUUUCCCUCCACCUGCCCCCCCUCCAUGCCCAGCUCUUCAUCAUCUUACAGCCUGCCUGUUCCAACAACAAUGCAACAAUGUGAAGAGAGAAAGGAGGCUGACUUUCUUUCCUGUCCUAUCUCCAAGUACUGCCGAUUGGUGGGAUCUAAGCCAGCACAGUGGGAGAGCAGCUCAUAAACGGUGCACAAAUACCAGGACACACAAACUCAUGCAUUACCAGACAGACACUAGGACACAAGUAUGCACAAUCUCUCUCAGACACGCUCCUACUUGGUCACACUCUGAUGGCACACAAAGGCUGCGCUUGUGUGGCUCCAGGCAGCAAGAGCAUACCAAAAGGCCUGGUGUGUGUGUGUGUGUGUGUGUGUGUGUGUGUGUGUGUGUGUGUGUGUGUGUGUGUGUGUGUGUGUGUGUGUGUGUGUGUGUGUGUGUGUGUGUGUGUGUGUGUGUGUGUGUGUGUGUGUUGUCAUUAUGAAAAACUGCAGACUGUGUUGGUAUGGGUGGAACGACAUGGCAAUGGAAUACAAAUUAUACAAUGCAGCUCUCAAACUGUCCAGUAAAACUAUUAAAGAAGUAUUUUAAGGCAGGAUGGCAGCUCUUCCAGGUGAGGAGACCAUCAUGUAGGACACCAGAAUGGUUAAUCUGAUCAAGAAUAGGAAUUUAUAAAUCAAAUAUAUUUCUUCUCAGUAGGAGCAUGUUGCUGUUUUUUUUGUUCUGUGGUUCUUUGUGAGAAAGAACAUGUUUGGAAACUGUAGAUUUACUAGAGCUUAUCAGCAGCUGCAGGUUGAUUUAACAGAGACAUCUGCUGGUUGUUUGUACUGUCUGAACGCUGCUGAAUGAAGCAAUGAAGGUAAGCUCAUGUGGACUGACUGAAACUACCCCGCUGCAGCAUUUCCCAAUGUAAUUUCAUACCAACUAUAAGCAGAAAGCACAUUUUUCUUCUGAUAUUACAAUUUCUUCAAUUUCUCCUCUUCACUAGCUUUUAUCUUUGCACAAUCGGAAGUUAAUAAAUCAGUGGUUGAUGCUUAUGAUUAGAGAUGAGCUAAGCACGGUGAAAACAAAAAGAUACAUUCAUGUUUUGAAAUGAUGAAUUAUUCUGUUAUUUUUUGUUAUCAAGAAGUUAUCACUCGUAAGAGGUUUGGGUCGCAUUGGGAGUUUUAAAAGUGGCACAGUGGCUUGGUUAUUAAUGGUGCUACCUGCUGCAAGCUAGCAUGUUAGCUUUUAACUACAUAUUGUAUAUGGGUUGGUUGUAAUAAGGUGUGCUAACAAUGCUAACGCUGCAAUGUGAUAAUAUUUUUUUGGUUGUGUUAACAGUGCCUGGUGAUGAAAAAUGACAUUGCAUUUGUCAGGCUAUGCAUUUUAAAUGCAUUUUAUGGGUUGCCUAAUGAAAAUGCAAUUUCUUUCCACGGGUAUAGCAUGCAAACAGCAUUUUUGUCUGUUGAAUCAUGUUGGAGACACAAUCUUUAUGCAUUGUAUUACCUGCUUUAGAUUUUAAUCCCAACCUUUUUGACUUUGCCUGUUUGGGCUCAGUUUGGACUCAACCCUCUGAUUCUUAUUUGUAAAGCAUCAGCAUACAGCAUGUUUAUACAAGAAAAAGAAAAAACAUCAAACAUUUAUAUGACAAAGAUUACAUCUGUGUCAUAUAAAAAUCACACUUCUUUGCUGUGACAAGGACCUAGUUCACAGAUAGUGAAGUGUUGACACGGGGGCGGCGGGGGGGCAUUCAUCAAAUUAACAUUGAUUAUUAAAUAAAUACAGCAGGGGAAUUAUUUAAGAUUGUGUUGAUUAUUUUAAUGUUUACCUGCACAUUAGUACCUCUUGAAGUUGAUGAAGCAUCAGUAAUGACUGCUCUGGGACCCUGUAGACUUUGCAAGAGGCCUGGAGUUAUAAACCUAAAUGCUGAUGGUAAUGCCCCAUCCCCAUGACAGCCACUGUCAAAAACGUACUGCAACUAAACUCAAGAGGUUUCUGUGUGCUGGAAAGUGUUUCCAAGUAUUAGUUUGCUCUAACAUAAACUUGUUUGUUCUUUUUGUGAAGCAAAGCCUUUAUUAAUUGAUAUGGAACUAGCUGUAGCCUUUAAAUAUGUUUUUAUCAUUAAUAUGUUCACGGCACUGUAUAGUUUGCCAGUCUGCAUGUUGGUAAUGUGUUCUUAGUGCAGGAAAAUGAGCGAUGAGUGGCACAUAUACAUUGUGACUGUUAAAAUGAGCAGCUAUUUGAAUGAUGUAAUACUGAUUAUACAGAUAUUUUUUUGUAUGUGUUUUUGCAAAUGUAUGCAUGAUCACUGACAGAGUGUGUGCUGUUCCAUUGUAGUAUUGUUUGUAUGGAGGAAAGAGUGACUGGUAUAAAAAAUAUUUGAGUAACAAAUAAAGCUUCAGUAAAA
Sander lucioperca (pikeperch) is the source of this 4475-nucleotide messenger RNA. RefSeq names its product membrane bound O-acyltransferase domain containing 1 (gene mboat1). Gene Ontology annotation, biological process: lipid modification. Gene Ontology annotation, molecular function: acyltransferase activity. NCBI's taxonomy places the organism in Eukaryota, Metazoa, Chordata, Actinopteri, Perciformes, Percidae. The record is from RefSeq and is a predicted model, not a curated record. The coding region runs from base 191 to 1753 and encodes 520 amino acids. Gene Ontology annotation, cellular component: membrane. The transcript has 13 exons.